AUGUCGACUGCCUGGCUUCACUCUGAGCUGGUAAGAUCAGACAGGCAGUUGUAUUUGAUCUGUAAUCAACACCAGUUGUUUUUCUUUUAUCUCUUCUUGUCGUUUUCCAAUAAACGUUAUCACGAAGAUUUCGAAUCACCUCGUUCGUCUCCGUCAACACCGAAUGGCCAGCAGUCUUUGGUCUCUUCGUUCUAUCAAAAUGAUUUGAACAACAAUUCCCUCAUCGGCUGUCGAGCGCGCGCUGUACUCGUGCAAGCGGCAGGAAAUAUUUCUUAUAGUAUGAUAUACCUCGCUGCAAUCGAUCAGUACUGUUCAACGAACUAUCGCCCCUACCUUCGGCAAUUGCUUACAUUUCGUUUCGUUCAACGCGUCAUUAUUGUCAUUAUCUGCUUUUGGUUUUCUAUUAAUCUCCUAUUUGCACACUACCUCGAUGUAGAUCCGUUACUUGGAUGCAUUAUAUAUAAUGAUAUCUGGAGCCAGUACGUGACAUAUUUCUACUAUCCAGUUCUCGUCGGUAUUCUUCCGAUCACUAUUGCAUCGAUAUUUAGUUUUUUGGCCUAUCAAAAUGUUCGUCGCAUUAUCCGACGACAGAUUCCAAUCGAACGCCGUCGAUUUGAUCAACAGAUUACAGCUAUGGUCUUGAUUCGUGUUAUCUUCUUUGUUCUCUUAUUUACACCUUUGGUUUGCUAUCGAAUCUAUUCGAUCAAUACAACUACGAGCGAUAUCUCUGCUUUGCAAUUUUCAAUUUCCCGAUUAAUUCAAGUCAUUACCAUUUGCUUCGUCAAUGUUCAACAUGGAAUUAGUUUUUAUCUCUACAUCAUGAUAUCAUCGCGGUAUCGUCGUCAAGUCAAAUGUGUUCUUCGAAAGCGCAUAUGGCAAUUUUGCAGAUGCACAUGUUGCAAAACACCGAAUCGUAUACUUCCAGACAAUCUUUCAACAGGAUCUAAUUUCGAAUUCUAA
Messenger RNA from Adineta ricciae, 960 nucleotides. Lineage: Eukaryota; Metazoa; Rotifera; Eurotatoria; Adinetida; Adinetidae. The record is from the annotation of a GenBank genome assembly.